Pseudogymnoascus destructans is the source of this 2519-nucleotide messenger RNA. RefSeq lists its product as uncharacterized. The record is from RefSeq and is a predicted model, not a curated record. NCBI's taxonomy places the organism in Eukaryota, Fungi, Ascomycota, Leotiomycetes, Thelebolales, Thelebolaceae. The transcript has 2 exons. Bases 383 to 2251 code for a protein of 622 amino acids.
CAGUUUUGGCACAGUUUUGGCACAUUUUGCUCUCAUUCGAACCAUUCGGCCGCCGAUGGCCGAUUCGAGCGAGCCACACACACUUUUGAACCGUGGUCACCGCCCCAGGUACAAUUCGUCCAUGCGCCUCGCUUUUGGAGGGGAAGAUCAUUCUCAAUUGGACUCGCUUCCGCAAUGCGCUAGCGUAUCCGCAAUAACCCAUCGUCCGCCCAGUCCCUUUGCUCCGCCGCCUCUCUUACCCUCCAACGCCCCGUCCUAUCUCACUUCCACUGCUUGUUCACUAUCGCAUCUCACCAGAAAACAUGUUAAAUUCACAAAGCCACCCUUAUGACUUCUUCAACUCUACAAAACAUUGACGACUUUUCUACUGUACUCUAUCGGCAUGGCUGAUCAGUGUAUCGUCUGCCUGGACGUUUUGGACGUCGACGAUGCCUUACCUCCCAAGGGAGACAUCGUCGAGUCUGAAGUUAUAGUCAAAUCCGAACUUGGAGAUCUCGCCUCCACCACAGCUCACAACCACCACGCCGACACCCAACAAUUACUUGCAGUUAUACAAACCUGCGGGCAUAUACUACAUGAUUCGUGUCUGAAAGAAUGGAUCCAAAAAGCAAACAGCUGCCCCAUUUGCCGCCAGCAAUUUAACCUUGUCGAAGUCCAUGACAAAACGUCUGGCCCGAUACUUUCUACAUACACAGUCGAAGAUAAAAAGCAAGUCGCCGACUUUGACCCACUCGCCUGGAUUGAGGAUCAAGCCCAAGAGGAGGAGUUGUCGAGGCCAUGCCCAAUAUGUGCCAGCUCCGAUGACGAAGAAGUUCUUUUGCUAUGUGACUCAUGCGAUGCGCCAUACCACACAUACUGUGUUGGUCUCGAUAGUGUGCCUCAUGGGCACUGGUUUUGCAUGGAGUGUGAGCACGAGGGCGCAAAUGCCCGCACCGCAGAACCGUCCAUGGGAUUUGGCGGAACUCGCCACAGGAACAAUGAACGCACACAAGCCCAGGUCCGACAGGCACGUUCAAGACGCCGUAACCGCACAGAAGCAUGGCAGGGUGCUUGGAACCAGAUCAGCGACCGCAUUUAUGACGCCUUGGAGCUGGAUAUCGACUAUGACGAAGACAACUCUCUACAAGCAUAUCGGCAGUCCCAGCGUCGCACAGAACGAGAGCGUCGUGAGCUUCAGCAGUGGCAACAGCGCCUCGCGAUCGCUAGCCGUCAGGGCGCAAGAGAGGUUUUCAGGAACUCAGCACGGUCAAUACUGCACAACAGAGUUGAACCACCAGCACCCAGAGAAUCUGAUGAAGAGCGAAGAGCAUGGGAAACAUAUGAUAGAGUCCGAGAAGCCGAAAAUUCUGGCACUCCCACUCGGAAACGAAAGUCACGCUCCACAACGCAAUCCCCAAGAGAACCGGCAACCAAUGAGCCGGAACGCAAACUCAAGCGUCCUCGUACCCGUCGAGUUAUGGAGAAUUCAGCAGGAUCCUCAUCCGAUGGGAAUCCAGAAUCGCGGCGGCCAAAUGGCCACCGCAGACCGGUUGCUCCUGCGCCUCGCAGGCCAAUGACUCCCAGUGCCCCCACUCCCAAUCCAACGGCAGCGGCACCAUCAUUCCUCUCAUCACUACUCAAAGAAGUUGAAAUGGGUGCAGCCAAGGAAGAUGACAGCGACAACAAUGAGCACGUCUUCGUGAACACGAAUUCUACGAGCCCCGCGGCAGAAUACUCAUCUCCCGUUUUGUCGCCAGCCACCAGCAGCUACUCUACGCCCCGCGCCAUGUCAUUGACACCACCCCCCAAUGGAAAUGGUAUCCGCAGAUCCGGAUCUCCAUUAUCACUCAGCUCGAGAGUGGAGCCAAUCUACCCCCCAGCCGACUAUUCUCCCAAUCGCUCGCCUCCAGAGAGGACGACGAGAGCCGAGAAUGGACACUCAAGGCCUAGCACACCGCCUGCUAGCCAUCUCCGCCAUCCCAAACCCCGAAGACCACAACAACCAAUUCCAGCAGAGAGUUUUUCGACACAACCCAUCUCCAUCGAAGCCAAAGAAGGCAUCCAAAAGAUAGUCAAGAAAGCACUUGACCCACACUAUAAGAAACCGUCUGGCAUCACGAAAGAACAGUAUGCGGAUGUCAACCGUUUGGUUUCAAGGAUGUUGUACGAUAAGAUAGUUGACCCUACUGCCUUGAACGAUGACGAAAAGUCAGCGUGGGAAAAGGUUGCCUCAGCUGAGGUAGCCAAGGCCGUCGAAGGGCUUUCUGCAUGAGCCAAUUUGGCGUGUUUUAGGGCAUACUCUUGAUGAUGGCGUUUAACAAAUUGGCGAUACAAUGGGCGUCUUUGCAUUUUACAUAGGAUACCCACUGGUUGCCGGAUAUGGCUUGCCAUUAGAGUUUCGGGGUUUUUCACGACUAAACGAUUAAGCUGGGCAUGCGAGGGCGUGCGAGGGCGCUGCUCAUUGUGUAUAUUUUAGAUAGAUACGAGUUCGUAGAAUGGUUGGAUGCCAAUUCAAUGACAUUUUAUGAUAUACGCCCCAA